AUGAGCUUUCUGGGACAUGCUGGAUUCUAUAGGCGGUUUAUUAAAGACUUUUCGAAAAUUGCCAAGCCGAUGAGUAAUUUACUCAAUAAGGACGUUGUGUUCUUAUUUGAUGAAGAUUGUUUAAAGGCAUUCAACACUUUAAAGACCAGCCUAGUAUCUGCUCCCGGAUCAGAAAAUCUGGUAGCUGCCCACUUGUCAAGACUAGUAAAUGAAGAAGUUACCUUGAAGGAACUGGAAAUAAGAGAUGACUUUCCAGAUGAAUUGUCGUUAGUGGUGAACGAGAGGCCAUGGUUCGCUGAUUUGGCCAACUUUAAGGCAACAGGAAUCCAUCCAAAGGAUCUGAAUUGGCAGCAGAAGAAGAAAUUCUUGCAUGAUGCUCGCUUUUAUGUCUGGGAUGAUCCACAUUUGUUUAAGAUUGGAGCUGAUAACCUUUUGAGGAGAUGUGUGACGAGAGAGGAAUCUAAAAGCAUAUUGUGGCACUUCCGUAAUUCACCUUGUGGACGUCAUUAUAGUGGGGACGAGACAACAACGAAGGUCUUGCAAUCAGGAUUCUUUUGGUCUUCAGUUUUCAGCGAUGCCCAUGAGCAUGCAACUAAGUGCGAUCAAUGUCAAAGGAUGGGAAACAUAUCAAGGCGAAAUGAUUGCUGGGGUAUCGAAUUUGUAGGUCCACUUCCCCCAUCUUAUGGGAAUGAAUACAUCAUUGUAGCUGUCGAUUAUGUGUCCAAAUGGGUUGAAGCAGUGGCUUCCCUAAAGAAUGAUGCCAAGAUUGUCCCAACUUCAAAAGGUGUUGGGGCAUUACAACGUCACACACAAGGUGGCUUCACCGUACCAUCCAAAACAAAUGGUCAAGCUGAGGUUUCCAACAGGGAACUGAAGAAGAUUCUAGAGUAA
Glycine soja is the source of this 891-nucleotide messenger RNA. RefSeq lists its product as uncharacterized. Bases 1 to 891 code for a protein of 296 amino acids. Gene Ontology annotation, molecular function: nucleic acid binding. The transcript has 3 exons. NCBI's taxonomy places the organism in Eukaryota, Viridiplantae, Streptophyta, Magnoliopsida, Fabales, Fabaceae. The record is from RefSeq and is a predicted model, not a curated record.